ACAUUUCGACUUUCGGCAGAAUGAUAGGGUAUAUCAUUCUUGCUCUUACCGUUACCUGCGGGGCGGUAAGGGCCCAGAUGGGAUGUGAUACCAAAGCGGAUGUGACAUUUUUGAUAGACUCUUCAAGUAAAGUAGGCCAACAAAACUUUCAGAAACAAUUAAACUUUAUAAGAGAUGUUUCGAACAACAUGCAAGUGGCUCCUGACAAAGUUCAGGUUAGCGCUUUGACAUUCGGGACUGGCGUUACCAAUCAGUUCUACCUUAACCAAUAUACGGAUAAUAAUCAGCUUCAGCAAGCUAUUAUGAAUAUUCCGUAUAAAGGUGGACAAGCCAAGAUGGCUAACGCCAUCCGGUAUGCAACGGGUACGUCAUUUAGUCCUAUCCACGGUGGGCGUGGCGAUGCUCCUCACGUGGCGGUUCUCUUGACCAAUCAACCCUCAGGGACGAUAGACCAGAUCAAACUAGAGUCACAAACUGCACGUGACAAUGGUCUAAUUCUCUACACGGUUGGCGUUGGAAACGGCGUAGACCAGAGCGAACUGCAAACCAUUGCAUCCGACCCAGAUUCAAGACACAUGUUUUCGUCACAGAAUUUCGAUGCUUUAGGAAGUCUCUCAGACUUGCUGGCAACGAAGAUUUGCAAUGAAUUACCCCCUGAUCCAACGAUGCUGCCAGCACCAACAGGUUGUUUAAAGAAAGCUGAUUUGGUAUUCAUGGUUGAUUCUUCAAGCAGCGUGGGUAGUACCAACUUCCAAAAACUAGAACAUUUCUUGAAGGGUGUCGUUUCCAAGGUUGAUGUCGGUGCUAACAAAGUCCAAGUCGGUGUUGUAAAAUACGGCAACUACCCCUCAGUUGAAUUCCCUCUAGGGCAGUACCAAACAAGACCAGAGGCGAUGAAAGCUAUUGAAGGAAUGACUUACCUUGGUGGUGGAACUCAUGACGCCGACGCCAUCCGUUACACAGGACAACAGGUAUUCAAUCAGCACAGCGGAGCUCGCGGGGACGUCCCAAGAAUCGCAGUCCUAAUUACAGACGGAGGUUCGUCCAAUCCUACUGCUGCUGUAGCUGCUGCCGAUAAAGCAAGAACAGAAAACAUUGGAAUAAUUGCAGUUGGUGUUGGAAACAGAGUGAAUAAUGCUGAACUGAACAAUAUUGCCGACAGUCCAUCGACAGACAACGCUUUCACCGUGAAAAGUUAUGAUGAUCUAGACAGUAUUACGGACAAGCUUAUCGCCCAAAUGUGCAAAGUAAAGGCCACUCAACCAUCAAUUACGGGAGCAACACUACCACCAGAUCCGUGCCAAGACACAUUAGCCAAUUGUGCUCAGUACGGAAAUGAUGUCUGCACAAAUUACGGUUCAUGGGCUCAGCAAAACUGUGCUAAAUUCUGUAGUUUCUGUACACCACUGUUUACAAGUGCCCCACCAAAAUGUGAAGACACUUUACCAGACUGUGCCAACUAUGGCAGGGAUUACUGUGCCCAACCAGGCUCCUAUGUUGCCCAGAACUGCCAGCUUUUCUGUGGUUUCUGUGCUUCCAACACAAGUUCAUCAGGAUAUUAUGGCAAGUGUUCCUACAAGAGCAAAACUUACAUAACUGGUGAGAAAUGGUACGAUGGCUGUGACUAUGAAUGUAUUUGUGAGGAUGGAAACACAGGAAGAUACAAGUGCAACAACAGAUGUCCAGUCUACCACAACCUCCCAUCUGACUGUACUCUAGUCACCCAACCUGGUGAAUGCUGUCUUGAACCAGUGUGCAACUUCAACCCAACUGUCAAUGUGCAACAAUCAAGCGGUCAUGCUGUCACACCUAAUGGAAUCGAUGUUUGCGUGUAUAAGGGUAAACAGUAUUACCAGCGACAAAGUUGGAGGGAUGGCUGUGACUAUCAGUGCACAUGUACCGAUGCCAAAUCUGGACUGUACAGAUGCGAGGACCUUUGCCCGUCAUACAGUAGUAUUCCACCUUACUGUCAUCUAGAGCAGAAGGCAGGAGAGUGUUGUAAGAAACCAGUGUGUGAGUUCGACUCCCAGACAGGAAGCUUCCAGGGUUCCGGAUCAAUCAGUGGCUACGGAGUUGGAGCUAAACCAACUGAGCACCCACCAUGUCUCGAUGCUAUCGGCACAUGUAACAUGUACGGCAAGGACGUAUGUGUAAGCUACAGAGGCUGGGCAGCAAUCAACUGCAGGAAAUACUGUGACAUGUGCCCUGAUGGCCUUCCUCAGCCAGGACCCAAUGACCGUUGUGUAUAUGCCGGAAAACUGUACAAACAGGGACAAUCUUGGAACACAAGUUGUGACACUGAAUGUACAUGUGAAAAUGCUAUCUAUGGAUAUUACAGAUGUGUCAAUACAUGCCCAACAUACAACAAUUUACCGAGUGGCUGCAGAAUGACGAAGAAGGCUGGUGAAUGUUGCCCAGUAGCACAGUGUGUUAACGGUUACUUCCUGUCCACAUCUCUCACACCAGACACUAUUGGUAAUGGUGGAGCCAUCAAUGUAACAAACCCACAACCAGGCAUAACAUAUAAUCCACCAAAAUCAACUACCGGUGGAACUCUGAGACCGGGAACCGGUGGUACUGGAUUUGUUGCCCCAUCAGUCAGUGGCUGUUUGUACAAGGGUCAGAUAUAUGUUCAGGAUCAAGCAUGGGAAGAUGGCUGCCAAUUAACAUGUAUAUGUAAGGAGGCUGGCACUGGUCUAUACUCCUGCAAGCAAAAGUGUCCAAGCUAUCCAGCACUGGCUCCCUCAUGCCAUAUGGAAACUGAUCCCAAUGAUGAAUGCUGCCAGGCACCAAAAUGUAACCCAGACCCAGUGACACACAAGAUUCCAGUUCCCCUUCCAGUGUUCUACCCAGCCACUCAGAUUCACAGUCUGGUGGAACCACCAAGGACAGACAGCUACCACCCAUUCACUUCAUCAGUGACAUUGUUCCCCACAGGAUUCACCCCAGCCCCUCCAACUGUACCAACAUCUGGAGUAGGAACUGGCGGAAUUGGUCAUUGUACCUACAGAGGACAGACAUACCAACAAGGACAGGUCUGGGAAGAUGGCUGCGACUUCAACUGUGUUUGUGAUGAUGCAAGCAGGGGACACUACCAGUGUACAGAAAAAUGUGUGCACUAUGGAGUAUUGCCAAAACAGUGUUAUCUCAUCAAGGAUCCAGUGAACCCAUGUUGUGACAUCCCCAAAUGUAACUUUGCUGUGAACUACGUAACCCAUGUUGGAGAAGUUAAAGUAACAACCCCACGACCACAAGGAGAAUACUGUAUAUACGAGGGCCAGCAAUACCAACAAGGACAGACAUGGUACGAUGGCUGUAGCUUCAAGUGUACAUGUGAGGACGCUGCUGAAAAUGUAUACAGAUGUCUUACAAGAUGUCCCGAAUACGAGAAUGUUGACGAGACCUGCGAUUUCCUCCCUGAUCCCAAGGAUCCAAGCUGUUGUGUGAUACCGAAAUGUCCAACUACUGGUACCACUCCUGGACCCACUCAGCUGCCCCUGCCGGCUUCAACUGGUUCAUUUAUUGGACAAGGACCUGCAACAGGUUAUUGUGAGUACAAGGGAACACAUUACAGCCAGGGACAGUCUUGGCAAGAUGGCUGCGACUUGAACUGUGUUUGUACUGAUGCCGAAUCUGGUCUCUACAGAUGUACCGAAGUGUGCCAGCGAUACAACAAUCUGCCGGAAUAUUGCACCCUUGUUACUGACUUCACAAACCCAUGUUGUAAGAAGCCAAGAUGUAACUUCCCAUCUGUAACACAGGGUGUCACUGGGGCUAAUACCCCAUCCACACUCGCACCUACUCCUUUACCCCCAGGACAGUCCCCUGUACCCCAGACAGGAACAACACUGGCUCCCCACUACAAAUAUUGUAUAUACAAGGGUGUACAGUACAACCAGGGUGAGACAUGGGAAGAUGGAUGCCAAUACAGAUGUAGAUGUGACAAUGCUGACAAGGGACUUUACGUUUGUAAUGAAAGAUGUGCCUCAUAUGAUAAUGUACCAGCUACAUGUAAGAUGGUAACAGACCCAGCUGACUCUUGCUGUCUCGUACCAUCCUGUCAACCAGAGCCAAAGUCUACUCCAGCCCCAGUACCAGGAGUGUCAACCCCAGCCCCAACGCCUUACCAGGUACCGACAGUAGCACCUGGAUCAGUGACUGGCUCAGCCAACAUACCAACACCAAAACCAGGCAUGACCCAACCUCCACUGAAUUACUGUGAAUAUAAGGGUGUACAAUAUAACCAGGGACAGAAGUGGGACGAUGGAUGUGACUUCACAUGUGAAUGUCUAGAUGCAAACAUUGGACAAUACAAAUGCUACGAAAAGUGUGCAAAGUAUGUUGACCUGCCUUCCAACUGCCGUCUUGCAAAGGAUCCAGCCAACCCAUGUUGCCAGGUGCCAGAAUGUACCGGAGAACCAACACCAGCACCAAAAACCACUCCAGGACCACACCGAACACCUACAACUCCACCACAAAAUGUGUGUGUAUACAAGGGUGUCUACUACACACAGGGCCAACAAUGGUACGAUGGUUGCGACUAUGUAUGCACUUGUGAAGAUUCUGAGGCAGGAGUUUACACGUGUAAUGAAAGGUGCCCAAUCUAUGGUUCCCUGCCAGCCCAGUGUUCACUGGUACAGAGCUCCACAGACCCACUUUGCUGCAAGGAACCAAAAUGUCUGUUCCAGAACACCAAGAACCAAACAACAGGCUACCUCACCCCACCCACUCCACCACCAGGUGUUAUCUAUGGUGGUGCCGCCACACCCACCCCUCAGCCAACAAUGGCCCCUUCCCCAGGCUACUCACCAACACCAGGACCCUCCACAACAGCUGCACCAAAAGUGUGCAUCUACAAGGGCAACAUGUACCAACAGGGACAGAAAUGGCAGGAUGGUUGCAACUACAAAUGCGAAUGUCUCGAUGCUAUGUCUGGACAGUAUAAAUGUACUGAAAUCUGUGCCAAGUAUGAUGACCUACCAGCAGGUUGCAGGAUGAUCACAGACCCCUAUAACCCAUGCUGUAAGAAACCUUACUGCCCCGCCAUCAAUGUACCCACACCAGCUCCACCAGGAGUCUCCACCAUGGCACCUACACCACAACCAAAAACUGGUUGUAUGUACAAUGGUGUAAGAUUUGGUGUGGGAGAACACUGGAAUGAUGGAUGUGACCUACAGUGUGUCUGUGAAGAUGAAAUGACUGGAUUCUACAGGUGUAAUGACAGAUGUAGAAAUUAUGAUGUACCAGAAGAAUGUACCCUUGUGACAGAUCCCCGAGAUGCUUGCUGCAAAGUUCCGUACUGUCCAACACCAACAACACCUAAACCUUGGUACCCAGGCAUGGUACCAACCCCAGCUCCUGGAUUUACUUACGCUCCUGGUAAGGAGCCAACACCAGCUCCAGGCAGUACAUUUGCACCUGGAAUGUUCCCAACAUGGGUACCAGGAAUGGUUCCAACACCAGCUCCAGGCUACACUUAUGCACCAAAUAAGUUACCAACUCCAGCACCUGGACUUACUUAUGCACCUGGUCUUUAUCCAACAUGGGUACCAGGUAUGGUACCAACACCUGCACCAGGUGUUACAUAUGCUCCAAACAAGAUACCAACACCUGCACCAGGCUUUACAUAUCCACCAGGCAAGUUCCCAACAUGGGUUCCAGGCAUGGUACCAACACCUGCCCCAGGUGUGACAUAUGCUCCAAAUAAGAUACCAACACCAGCACCAGGAAUUACCUACAAACCUGGAAUGUUCCCAACAUGGGUACCAGGUAUGGUUCCGACACCAGCACCAGGUUUUACAUAUGCUCCAAACAAGAUACCAACACCAGCUCCAGGUUUUACUUAUCCACCAGGACAGUUUCCAACAUAUGUACCUGGCAUGGUACCCACUCCUGCACCAGGUGUUACUUAUGCUCCAUGGAAAAUACCAACACCAGCACCAGGAAGUACAUAUGCUCCUGGAAAGUUCCCAACAUGGUUACCAGGCAUGGUACCGACUCCAGCCCCAGGCAUGACAUAUGCCCCUAACAAGAUACCAACACCAGCACCAGGAAGUACCUACAAACCAGGAAUGUACCCAACAUGGGUUCCAGGUAUGGUACCAACACCAGCACCAGGUUUUACUUAUGCUCCAAACAAGAUACCAACACCUGCCCCAGGACAAACAUUGCUCCAGCAAGUUCCCAACAUGGUACCUGCAUGGUUCCACCCAGCUCAGCUAUACAUAUCCACCUACUUAGUGCCAACACCAGCCCAGACAAACUUAUGCUCCAGGAAAAUUCCCUACAAUAAUUCCAAGUGCCUACCCAACACCAGCUCCUGGCAACUUCCCAACAUGGCAUCCAGCACCAGGAAGAACUAUGCUCCAGGUUUUUCCCAACAUGGUACCAGGAAUGGUUCCAACACAAUGCCAGGAAUGACUUUUGCUCCAAACAAGGUACCAACCCCGGCACCUGGAAGUACUUAUGCACCUGGUCUGUUCCCAACCUGGGUACCAGGAAUGGUUCCAACACCAGCACCAGGUGUAACAUAUGCUCCAGGAAAGAUUCCAACACCUGCUCCAGGCAGCACAUAUGCUCCAUUGAAAUUCCCAACAUGGGUUCCAGGCAUGGUGCCAACACCAGCUCCAGGUGUGACAUAUGCACCUGGCAAGAUACCAACACCAGCCCCAGGCUAUACAUAUGCUCCAGGUCAGUUCCCAACAUAUGUACCAGGAAUGGUUCCAACACCAGCCCCAGGUAUGACAUAUGCCCCUGGUAAGAUACCAACCCCAGCACCAGGAAGUACAUACCAACCAGGAAUGUUCCCAACAUGGAUACCAGGAAUGGUUCCAACUCCUGCACCAGGCGUGACAUAUGCUCCAAAUAAGUUGCCUACUCCAGCUCCAGGAUACACUUAUGCACCAGGCAAGUUCCCAACAUGGGUACCAGGUAUGCAGCCAACUCCUGCACCUGGUGUGACAUAUGCUCCAAAUAAGAUACCAACACCAGCUCCAGGAUACACUUACGCACCAGGCAAGUUCCCAACAUGGGUUCCAGGUAUGCAGCCAACUCCUGCACCAGGCAUGACAUAUGCACCAGGAAAGAUACCAACACCAGCUCCAGGAAGCACAUAUCCACCAGGAAUGUUCCCAACAUAUGUACCUGGUAUGGUACCCACUCCUCAACCAGGUUUUACUUAUGCUCCAUGGAAAAUCCCAACACCAGCACCAGGAAGUACAUAUGCUCCUGGAAAGUUCCCAACUUGGGUACCAGGCAUGGUACCAACACCUGCCCCAGGUACAAGAUACCAACACCUGCCCAGGACAAACAUAUGCUCCAGCAAGUUCCCAACAUGGGUACCUGGCAUGGUUCCUACACCAGCUCCAGGCUAUACAUAUCCACCUUACUUAGUGCCAACACCAGCCCCAGGACAAACUUAUGCUCCAGGAAAAUUCCCUACAAUAAUUCCAAGUGCCUACCCAACACCAGCUCCUGGGCACACUUUCCCAACAUGGCAUCCAGGUAUGGUACCAACUCCAAAACCAGGACAAACAUAUGCACCAAACCUGAUUCCAACACCAGCACCAGGAAGCACAUAUCCUCCAGGUAUGUUCCCAACAUGGGUACCAGGAAUGGUUCCAACACCAGCUCCAGGAAAGACUUGCACCAUGGUUGGUUCCGGAUCACUCCAGCCCCAGGAUCUACAUAUGCUCCAUUCCAGUAUCCAACAUGGGUACCAGGCAUGGUCCCAACACCAGCUCCAGGUGCACAUAUGCUCCAAACAAAAUUCCAACACCAGCACCAGGAAGAACUUAUGCUCCAGGUUUUUCCCAACAUGGGUACCAGGAAUGGUUCCAACACCAAUGCCAGGAAUGACUUUGCUCCAAAAAGGUACCAACCCGCACCGGAAGACUUAUGCACCUGGUAAUUCCCAACAUGGGUACCAGGAAUGGUCCCACACCAGCACCAGGUGUAACUAUGCUCCAGGAAGAUUCCAACCUGCUCCAGGAAGCACAUAUGCUCCAUUGAAAUUCCCAACAUACGUUCCAGGCAUGGUGCCAACACCAGCUCCAGGUGUGACAUAUGCACCUGGCAAGAUACCAACACCAGCCCCAGGUUAUACAUAUGCUCCAGGUCACUUCCCAACAUAUGUACCAGGAAUGGUCCAACCCGCCCCUGGUAUGACAUAUGCCCCUGGUAAGAUACCAACCCCGCACCAGGAAGCACAUACAACCAGAAUGUUCCCAACAUGGUACAUAUGCACCAGAAAGAUACCAACACCAGCUCCAGGAAGCACAUAUCCACCAGGAAUGUUCCCAACAUAUGUACCUGGCAUGGUACCCACUCCUCAACCAGGUUUUACUUAUGCGCCAUGGAAAAUCCCAACACCAGCACCAGGAAGUACAUAUGCUCCUGGAAAGUUCCCAACAUGGGUACCAGGCAUGGUACCAACACCUGCCCCAGGUGUAACAUAUGCACCAAAUAAGAUACCAACACCAGCCCCAGGAAGUACCUAUAAACCUGGAAUGUUCCCAACAUGGGUACCAGGCAUGGUACCAACACCAGCACCAGGUGUAACUUAUGCUCCAAACAAGAUACCAACACCUGCCCCAGGACAAACAUAUGCUCCAGGCAAGUUCCCAACAUGGGUACCUGGCAUGGUUCCCACUCCAGCUCCAGGCUAUACAUAUCCACCUUACUUGGUGCCAACACCAGCCCCAGGACAAACUUAUGCUCCAGGAAAAUUCCCUACAAUAAUUCCAAGUGCCUACCCAACACCAGCUCCUGGGCACACCUUCCCAACAUGGCAUCCAGGUAUGGUACCAACUCCAAAACCAGGACAGACAUAUGCACCAAACCUGAUUCCAACACCAGCACCAGGAAGCACAUAUCCUCCAGGUAUGUUCCCAACAUGGGUACCAGGAAUGGUUCCAACACCAGCUCCAGGAAAGACUUUUGCACCAUGGUUGGUUCCUGGACUCACUCCAGCCCCAGGAUCUACAUAUGCUCCAUUCCAGUAUCCAACAUGGGUACCAGGCAUGGUCCCAACACCAGCUCCAGGUGUGACAUAUGCUCCAAACAAAAUUCCAACACCAGCACCAGGAAGAACUUAUGCUCCAGGGUUUUUCCCAACAUGGGUACCAGGAAUGGUUCCAACACCAAUGCCAGGAAUGACUUAUGCUCCAAAUAAGGUUCCAACUCCUGCUCCAGGAAUGACUUAUGCACCUGGUAAGUUCCCAACAUGGGUACCAGGAAUGGUCCCCACACCAGCACCAGGUGUAACAUAUGCUCCAGGAAAGAUUCCAACACCUGCUCCAGGAAGCACAUAUGCUCCAUUGAAAUUCCCAACGUGGGUUCCAGGCAUGGUGCCAACACCAGCUCCAGGUGUAACAUAUGCUCCAAAUAUGAUUCCAACACCAGCACCAGGCUAUACAUAUGCUCCUGGACACUUCCCAACAUAUGUACCAGGAAUGGUACCAACUCCUGCCCCUGGUAUGACAUAUGCCCCUGGUAAGAUACCAACCCCAGCACCAGGAAGCACAUACAAACCAGGAAUGUUCCCAACAUGGGUACCAGGUAUGGUGCCAACCCCAGCUCCAGGCAUGACAUAUCGUCCUGAUAAGAUACCAACACCAGCUCCAGGAAGCACAUAUCCACCAGGAAUGUUCCCAACAUAUGUACCUGGCAUGGUACCCACUCCAGCUCCAGGUGUUACUUAUGCUCCAUGGAAAGUCCCAACACCAGCACCAGGAGUAACUUAUGCUCCAGGACAGUUCCCAACAUGGGUACCAGGCAUGCAGCCAACACCUGCCCCAGGUGUAACAUAUGCACCAAACAAGAUACCAACACCAGCCCCAGGAAGUACCUACAAACCUGGAAUGUUCCCAACAUGGGUACCAGGAAUGGUACCAACACCAGCACCAGGUGUAACUUAUGCUCCAAACAAGAUACCAACACCAGCUCCAGGAAGCACAUAUGCACCAGGCAAGUUCCCAACAUGGGUACCUGGCAUGGUUCCCACGCCAGCUCCAGGCUAUACAUAUCCACCUUACUUGGUGCCAACACCUGCUCCAGGACAAACUUAUGCUCCAGGAAAAUUCCCUACAAUAAUUCCAAGUGCCUACCCAACACCAGCUCCUGGGCACACUUUCCCAACAUGGCAUCCAGGUAUGGUACCAACUCCAAAACCAGGACAAACAUAUGCACCAAACCUGAUUCCGACACCAGCACCAGGAAGAACAUAUGCUCCAGGUAUGUUCCCAACAUGGGUACCAGGAAUGGUUCCAACACCAGCUCCAGGACAAACGUUUGCACCAUGGUUGGUUCCAGGACUCACUCCAGCCCCAGGAUCUACAUAUGCUCCAUUCCAGUAUCCAACAUGGGUACCAGGCAUGGUCCCAACACCAGCUCCAGGUGCAACAUAUGCUCCAAACAAAAUUCCAACACCAGCACCAGGAAGCACUUACGCUCCAGGGUUUUUCCCAACAUGGGUACCAGGAAUGGUUCCAACACCAAUGCCAGGAAUGACUUUUGCUCCAAAUAAGGUACCAACACCAGCACCAGGGAUGACUUAUGCACCUGGUCAGUUCCCAACAUGGGUACCAGGAAUGGUCCCCACACCAGCACCAGGUGUUACAUAUGCUCCAGGAAAGAUUCCAACACCAGCACCAGGCUACACAUACGCUCCAGGCAAGUUCCCAACAUGGGUACCAGGUAUGGUACCAACACCAGCCCCAGGUGUGACAUAUGCUCCAAAUAAGAUUCCAACACCAGCUCCAGGUUAUACCUAUGCUCCUGGCAAGUUCCCAACAUGGGUACCAGGUAUGGUUCCAACUCCAGCUCCUGGAAGUACAUAUGCACCAAAUAGGAUUCCUACACCGGCACCAGGAAGAACGUAUGCUCCAGGAAAAUUCCCAACUUGGGUUCCAGGAAUGAUUCCAACACCAAUGCCAGGAAAAACAUUUGCCCCAUGGUAUGUUCCAACACCUGCACCAGGAAGCACAUAUGCACCAGGCAAGUUCCCAACAUGGAUUCCAGGAAUGGUACCAACACCAGCGCCUGGUGUUACCUACUCACCAGAUAAGAUUCCUACACCAAAACCAGGCUAUACCUAUGCUCCAGGACAGUACCCCACAUGGGUUCCAGGCAUGGUGCCAACUCCAGCACCAGGUGUUACAUAUGCACCUAACAUGAUACCAACACCAGCUCCAGGUUAUACAUAUGCUCCAGGCAAGUUCCCUACUUGGGUACCAGGCAUGGUUCCAACACCAGCACCAGGUGUUACAUAUGCCCCUGGUAUGAUACCAACCCCAGCUGGACCAGGUUUGACUUAUGCACCAGGCAAGUUCCCUACAUGGGUACCAGGAAUGGUUCCUACACCUGCACCAGGCAGCACAUAUGCUCCCAAUAAGAUACCAACACCAGGUCCAGGACUUACAUAUGCUCCAGGAAUGUUCCCAACACCAGCACCAAACCCUUUCCCAGUACCAACAGCUCUUCCAGGAACAUUCCAGGGAUCUGGAGUCAAUGGAAACAAAUCUGGAUGUGUACACUAUGGUGUUGUAUAUAACGCUGGUCAGACAUGGAAGGAUGGAUGUAAAUAUGAUUGUGAAUGCUUGGAUGAUCAUACUGGCAGAUACGAAUGCAAAGAGAGAUGUCCAUUGUUCUUGAAUCUUCCAUCAUAUUGCCGAUUGGUUGUCGAUCCAAAGGACGCUUGCUGUAAGGUCCCAGUAUGCCAGAAACCCACACCAGCUCCCGUAGCAACCCCAGCACCACAGCCUCAACCAACACCAGCUCCUGGACAAUCAACAAUAAGUCCAUUACUGACUGUACCAGGUAUACCUGGCGGCUUUUCUGGCUCCAGCACUCCCCGUGUACCUACACCAGGAACCGGAGGAAUAUCUGGCAAGAGUGAGGGCUGUGUAAUGAAUGGUGUCCACUAUGUGGCUGGACAGAGCUGGUAUAAUGGCUGUGACCAGAAAUGUGUGUGUGAAGAUGGCAAGACCCACUUCUACAGAUGUUUUGACAGAUGUGCAAAAUACCCAAAAAUACCAAGUGGAUGUACACUGGUACCAGAUCCAAAUGACCCAACUUGCUGUGAGGUACCACAGUGUAUACCAGUACCAGGUCCAGGCCAGACCGUGCCAACAGGAGGUCCACAGACUGUAACAGGUGUGCCUGGUGUCAUCUCUGGCUCUGGAACCCCACCUGUACCAACACCAGGAACCGGAGGCUUCACUUCUGCUCCUAAGAACGUAUGCGUGUAUCAAGGCAGAAUGUACACGCAAGGACAGAAAUGGCAAGACGGAUGCAAAUAUGACUGUAUCUGUACAGAUGGUAUGACAGGAAAAUACGAAUGCACUGAAAGAUGUGCUAAGUUCCCACUGGUUCCACCAGAGUGCAAGUUACAGAGAGAUCCAAAUGACGUCUGCUGUUUUGUACCAGUCUGUGACUACAACCAGACAUCUCCAACACUACCAGCACCAGUCUCUCCUGGUGUAUCUACACAGUUACCUCCCCUACCACCAUCAUUCUGCGUCUACAAGGGUGUACCAUACAGUCAGGGUCAGACCUGGGAUGACGGAUGCCAGAAGAAAUGUCGCUGUGACAAUGCUGAUAUGAACAUUUACACAUGCUUUGACAGAUGUAAAUCAUACAACAACCUGGGCUCUGGCUGUGUAAUGGUCAUUGAUCCAAAUGAUGCCUGCUGCCAGGUACCAAAAUGUACCUACAUCCCAACACCAGCUCCUCAGCCAGGUACCACGAAGACACUACCAACAGUGUGCCCAUACCCAAUGCCAACAGCAGUACCAGGUGUGAUCACAGGAGGUCCACAACCAGACCCAGUCACCGGAGUUGCACCAUCCAAUGUUGGUUAUUGUGAAUACAAGGGAACACAAUACAGACAGGGACAGAGCUGGGACGAUGGCUGCUCAUUCGUUUGUACAUGUAUUGAUACAAGCAGUGGACAGUACCAGUGUACUGAGAAAUGCCCACGAUAUGUUGGUCUACCAUCAUACUGCAAGAUGGCACAGGAUCCAAACAACAAGUGUUGUACAAAACCAGCCUGCAACGUAUGUCCACAUACACCCGCCCCACCCACAGGUGGUCCAGCUCCUCUGUCCACUCCAGCACCUAAAGAAGUAUGUGUAAUGGAUGGUAAACAGUACACUACAGGCCAGAAAUGGUAUGUGGGCUGUGACAAAUACUGUGUCUGUGAUGAUGGCAAGACCGGAGCUAUUAGUUGCAAUGACAGAUGUCCAAGCUAUCCUCUACAACCCGGCUGUACAAUGGUACCAGAUCCGAGAGAUCCAGUAUGCUGUCAGGCACCAAGCUGCCCAGGCAAUGCCGGAGUGUAUGGACAGGUUAACGGCUCAGGAACACCUUCACCACCAAUAAUACCAAGUCCCGUACCAGGAUCAACAAUGGUUGCACCAUCACAGCCACCAAAGGUUUGUGUAUACAAGGGAACUAUGUACACACAAGGACAGAAAUGGCAAGAUGGCUGCCAGUUUGAAUGCGUCUGUGAUGAUGCUAUGACUGGACACUAUCAUUGUACUGACAGAUGUCCACGAUACCCGAACCUAGCUUCCAGCUGCACUCUGGUGUAUGACCCUACCAACCCAUGUUGUAAGAAACCAGAGUGUUCAACAACACCUGCACCCUUACCAGGACAGUCUCCAACACCAGGACCUAACCCCACACCAUCCACACAGUUCUGUGUGUACCAAGGUGUGCCAUUCAGACAGGGCCAGACAUUCAACCAGGGUUGUGACAAGGUCUGUAAAUGUGAGGAUGCAAUGACAGGAAAGAUCACUUGUGAUGAUAGAUGUCCAACCUACCCAGCAUUGACUCCCAACUGCACUUUGACCACCGAUCCAAAAGACCAGUGUUGCCAGAUCCCACAAUGUACAACCAAGACAGGUGUGGUCGGUGUGCCAGGUGUAAUCUCUGGCUCAAACUUGCCAACCAACAAUCCAUACAACCCAGGAACUACUGGAUCCAGAAAUGGAUGCGUGUAUGGUGGCCAGGUAUACACACAGGGUCAGACAUGGGAUGACGGAUGCACUUACACAUGCGAAUGUCUCGAUGCUUCUACAGGCCGAUACAGAUGUGUAGAGAAAUGCCCAAGAAAUCCACCACUGCCAUCCUACUGUACGUUGACUCAGGAUCCAGCCAACAAAUGCUGCCAGAAACCAUACUGUCAACCCCCAACCGUUACAGUACCUCCAGGACCCACAGCAGCACCCAACCCAUUGUCCACACCUGCCCCACCACAAAAUGUGUGUAUAUACAAGGGCAGCACCUACCAGCAGGGACAACAAUGGUACGACGGAUGUGACUAUGUCUGUAGGUGUGAGGAUGCCAGCAAGAACUUCUACAACUGCAAACAGAGAUGUGCCAAGUUCACCAGCAUUCAGCCAGGUUGCACUCUUGUCCCAGACCAGAGUGAUCCAACAUGUUGCCAGAGACCAAGCUGUCCGCUCCUACCACCAACAGGUCCAAGUCCCACUCCCGGCAUCAUCACUGCUGCUCCACAACCAGGUGGUGUUAUCACAGGUGUCAACCCAACACCACAACCAGGAUCUACAAAUCCAGGCACAAGAAAAGGAUGCGUAUACAAGGGUCAAGUGUUCCACCAAGGACAGAAGUUUGAUGAUGGCUGUGACUAUGAAUGCGAGUGUCUCGAUGAAAUGACUGGACAAUACAAAUGUGUUGAAAAAUGCCAGAAAUACUCCUCCAUACCAAGUGAGUGCGUCCUGGUCCAGGAUCCAAAGAAACCCUGCUGCCAGGUACCAUUCUGUGACUUCACAAACCCAACACCAUUCCCAGGAGGAGUACCAACCCCAGCCCCAGCACAGACCCCAGCACCUAAACCAGGUGUUGUCACUGUAGCACCAUAUGUUAUACCAGGUGUUACAAAUACUCCAAGACCAGGUGUGAACCCGUCACCAACACCAGGACCAACAUUCACAACAGCAAAACCGCAAGGUUACUGUGUAUACAAGGGUGUAUACUACACACAAGGACAGACUUGGGAUGAUGGUUGUGACAAGAGAUGUAGAUGUGAAGAUGUUAUGAAGGGAUAUUACACUUGCAACCAAAGAUGUGCAUCAUACCCUGUGUCAUCAUGCCCACUGAAGGCUGAUCCAGCAGACUCAUGCUGUUUGAUCCCCGAUUGUAACACUGGUAAUAUACCCACACCAAUGCCGACACCCGGUCCAGGUCAGUCAACCAUCAAUCCAAUAGUUACACCCAAACCCAUCUCAGGAUCCUUCACCGGAACUAGUGGUGGAAACCCAGUCAAGGUACCUUACCAGCCUGGCACUGGAUCUACCGGUUCUACACCUGCAUGUGUAUACAAGGGUAUGAUCUACACACAAGGACAACAGUGGAAUGAUGGAUGUAGCUAUGUCUGUGAAUGUGUUGAUGCUUCAAGAGGACAGUAUAAAUGUAACGAUAGAUGCCCCAAGUAUCCCUACCUACCUCCACAAUGUCACUACAAGCAGUCAAGCAGAGAUGCUUGCUGCCAGGAACCAGAAUGUAACACAUACAUACAGCCAUCAACACAGGCACCAGUCAUCACAGUGAGACCAGGCAUGGUAACUGGACCUAAUGGAUCUAACCCACCAACCAUCUCACCAUCAACUGUGUGUGUAUACACAAAUGGUAUGCAAUAUGCACAGGGAGCUACAUGGCAAGAUGGAUGUGACAAGGAUUGCAAGUGUACUGAUGCUUCAGCAAAUAUCUUUGAGUGCACAGAGAAGUGUCCAGUCUACUCUGGUCUGCCAUCAUUCUGUAUUCUGGUCAAGGAUCCAAGCAACACUUGUUGUAUGAAACCACAGUGUACUCUGCCCAGUGGAGUGACCUUAUCCCCAGUGUCAGGCACAGCUACCCCACCACCGUCAUCUCUCCAGGUACUUCCUGUAGGAACCCAUGUGGUGAUCAAUGGAUACAGCAAGCCACAGCCAGGACAGAUGAUCUCUGGUGGUAGAGACCAGUGUGUAUACAAAGGAUCUUUACAUAGCCAGGGCACAUCAUGGGAAGAUGGCUGCAAGUUUGUAUGCACCUGUGAGAAUGGUAAAACUGGAAUGUACAGAUGUACUUCUAAAUGCCCACAAUAUCCCAAGUUACCUAGCUACUGUAAGGCUGUGACGGUACCUGGCCAGUGUUGCCAGACUCUUACAUGUGACAUUCCCGGCUACGGAACAUACAGCCCAGUACCUCAGCUGGUACCCACACCAAGACCUUCAGGUUCACCAACUGGUUCCACGUCCAACCCACAGAUUAUUGUUAUGCCUCAGAACCCAGUUGGAGGUGGUCGCUACCCAGGAGGUGGAUAUUACCUACCUAACGCUACCAGCCCAGACGUCACAGGAUCCCUUAGAGACAAGUGUGUAUACAAGAACCGCCUGUACAACCAAGGAGAGACCUGGGAUGAUGGUUGUGACUAUAAAUGUCAGUGUAUGGACAGUAGAACUGGAUACUAUGUUUGUAACCCGCUUUGCCCUGUUUACAACAACUUGCCUUCUAACCAGUGCUACUUGGUAAAGGCUGAUGGUCAGUGUUGCUCACAGCCCAUGUGUUACGAUCCGAAUAAGAACCAAGUUGUUAAUCCACUGACAAGCAGCUCAGUGUUCCCAGUUGUUGGUACCUACACUGGCGGCUUCACUGGUUUCAGGCCAUACACUACACCAGGACAGAACAUUGGCGGAACUAAAAAUGCUUGUGUAUACAAGGGCACAGUAUACCGACAGAAUGCUAAGUGGGACGAUGGAUGUGAUUUCACAUGUACAUGUUUGGACGAAACAAACGGCAUGUACUCAUGCUCAGCCAAAUGUCCAGAGUAUACCAACAUUCCACCAGUGUGCAGACUCGAGUCUCAGACCGGAAGCUGCUGUAAGAGAGUGGUGUGUAAUACAAACACUGGCGUCACUCUGCCACCUGGACCCACGCAAACACCUCCAACCACAUCCCAACCAAGAAUUGACCCGAAAUGCCACGAUAACAUCAAUAAUUGUAAGGACUAUGGAAAGGAUGCUUGCGGCGCAGUAUACAAGGACUGGGCAACCAGAAAUUGUCCAAUGACCUGCGGCAUCUGUAUUCCAAGUUUCACUACUCCACCACCAGUGUGUGCUGACAAACUAAGUGACUGUAAGGACUAUGGAGUCCAGGCUUGUUCAGGAAUCUAUGAACCAUGGGCACAAGACAACUGUAGAAAGUUCUGCGGACUCUGCGUAACAACUGCUCCACCUUUCCCUGGCCAGUCAGUUAUAACAACACCCUCUGCUUGUGUGGACAAACUGUCAACCUGUAGUCUGCUUGAUACAAGUUUCUACUGUAGCGGAGAGUAUUACGGCUAUGCUUUGGAAAAUUGCCAAAAGACUUGUGGCCUCUGCAACGAUCACAAGACCACAACAACAGCACCCCCACCAGUCACGGUUGAUGCAUCUAAAUGGAUGCUCUUCCUGAAGGGAGUUGCCGGGGCCCCUGGUCCAGAUCUGUACCAGUUGUGGUACUCCUCACAGACCCUUAAUCCAAAUGUUCCCCAGGCUCAGACCCUCACUUCAUCAUUCAAUGGUCACUACAAACCAGAUUACUCUAACCACUGGAAGGAUUUAUGCAUUGACCAGGUGAAGGUAGGAAUCUACAACAAUGGAGUAGAGAAGGCCAACAUUAUUUUCAAUGCAACAGGGGCAGACAAGAACAGCUGGUUUACCUCAGACAGGAUUAUCUCCUCUACAUGGACGGACAUCAAGUCGGCACAGAAAGAAAUCUUCAGCUUGGCAGGUGAUGCUAAUACUGGCCGUGAGUUCUACGUUAAUGGCCACUCAUCAAAGACCGACAAUUGUGACUCUUUCGGCUGGAUUAUGGUCUCAACAAAAUCAUCCUGCUUCUAUGAGGCCGGAGACAAGAAACCAACAUUCUACUAUGCACCAGGAACCAGUCAGGCUCAUUGGGGAUUCACAAAUCCUGGAACUGGAGAUGUGUUCGCUAUCCAAGCACAUUCACAAUGCCCACCAGGCAGUGUAACAGGACAAGUCACUGGAUCUCCACACUCAACAGCAGCAGCAGUAUGUGAAUACAAGGGUAAACAGUACACACAGGGACAAUUCUGGACAGACGGAUGCCAGUAUAACUGCAGUUGUGAAGACGCUUCCAUUGGCUACUACAGAUGUAGAAACCUAUGUCCACAAUACACCAACCUCCCACCAGGUUGUAAACUGGUGACCAAUCCUGGAGAAUGCUGUGCUCAACCAGACUGCGGAACAGUUUUAAUAUCCACCAUUAAACCUCAGAUAGUUGUAGGAGGUGCUGCAUUCUGUACAUACAAGGGACAAUACUAUACCCAGGAUCAGACAUGGAAUGAUGGAUGCAGCCAGUCUUGUACAUGUACCAAUGCUGACCAAGGAAUGUACUCUUGUAGAGCUGUGUGUUUGAACUGGAACAACUUACCAAGUAUCUGUCACCUUGAGGAUCCAAAACCACCCCUGUGUUGCCAACAGCCCAGGUGCCCCAGUGGUGUUAUCAUCAAUAUUCCGAAGGCCUACAAAGCAGAAUAUCCUGGUUACACAUACGUUUAGUCAAACACAGUUUCAGGCCAUUGCCUUCUUAUUUGAUAAUCUUGCAUUUGAUUAUUUAAAAUGCUCUUUGUUUAUAAAUAGAUUGUAAUAAAAGAGGAAUAUAUUUAUAUGUAAAAAUUU
Messenger RNA from Mercenaria mercenaria, 18686 nucleotides. RefSeq lists its product as uncharacterized. Gene Ontology annotation, molecular function: protein binding. The record is from RefSeq and is a predicted model, not a curated record. NCBI's taxonomy places the organism in Eukaryota, Metazoa, Mollusca, Bivalvia, Venerida, Veneridae. The transcript is spliced from 87 exons. Bases 21 to 18566 code for a protein of 6181 amino acids.